Oncorhynchus tshawytscha (Chinook salmon) is the source of this 1600-nucleotide messenger RNA. RefSeq names its product 28S ribosomal protein S22, mitochondrial-like. Gene Ontology annotation, cellular component: mitochondrial small ribosomal subunit. The coding region runs from base 616 to 948 and encodes 110 amino acids. The transcript is spliced from 5 exons. Lineage: Eukaryota; Metazoa; Chordata; Actinopteri; Salmoniformes; Salmonidae. The record is from RefSeq and is a predicted model, not a curated record. Gene Ontology annotation, molecular function: structural constituent of ribosome.
UUUAUGGAUUUUUCCCGCUUUCACAAGAUUCAUGCCGCCAAAAAACUGACAUAAUGUGACGUAAAUCGAGCGUGCCCAAACUUCCCAUUUUGAUUACGGUAGUCAUUUUGUCACCCUCAUCAUGGCAAAGACACGGAGAAAUGCAUAUGAUGCAGCUUUCAAGUUGAAGGCGAUCGAUCUGGCUGUUGGAAAAGGAAAUAGAGCUGCUGACAGUGGGUUUUGAAAGGCUGGACUGCUGCGUGUUGAAGAGGGCAGCGAUCCAACAUCGGCUGACGCAAUUCUGAGGCUAUUCAACUCCGACACCGAAGGAGAUGACUUCAGUGGUUUCAGUGCACAGGAGGAGGAAGAUAGUGACCAAUGACUUACUUGGAGCGGUUCAUAGUGAUCUGGGAACCCACCGGGACACUGAAGAAGGCAUCAUGGGAAGAGAGAGACUGGAUCCUGCAGGUCUACUUCCCUUAAGAGGGCCGCAGGCUCACAGCACCCCGUCUUCGAGGAGAACCUGAAGGUGGAACCCCACCAGGAUCGUCAUGAGGAUGUGUUGGAUCUGUGCCAGGUCCAGUUUGAACCUGACUCCUCAGAAUACAUCAGGGUGCAUGCAGCCACCUUGAGAAAAUGGAGAGGUAUGAUCUGCUGCACUCCACCAGACACUUUGGAGGCCUUGUCUGGUACCUGGUCAAUGCCAGGAGGGUGGAUGGACUCAUCAUAGACAUGCUGCAGAAAGACCUAUGGCAGGAUGCAGUGAGUCUGGUGGGUCUGUUCAACAAGGUCCAGCCACACAGUGAAACAGCCCAGGAGGCCUCCAGCCAACAGGCCUCUGGACUGGACCUGCUCAAGAUCUACGCUAAGUGGGAGUCCCAGAGGGCAGGAUACGUAGAGCUGGCCCUGCAGGCCUACGAGCAGACUUCCGCAGAGAUCCGUCUGACCAUCAUGCAUCACCACACCUAACCACUGGAGAGCUCUGUCACAUCACAGCAUAGCUCCAUCUAACCGUCCCAUACAUCUCACACCCACAACAAUAAACCAACGGAGCAGAGUCAUUCUCCCCAAUGGCCUGCCUAUCCAUGACCCCAAUCUUUAAUCAACUGAACAAUUAUGGUAAACAAAGAGAAUAACUUAGUCCUUGAACUAUGGAGCUCAUCUUGAACCACUUGCAAGCCAAGUGUCCAUUGCCAAUGAAUGGCAUCAAAAUGUGCACAUAAUUGGGAUGCACCAAGCUUGACUUCUGUCGACGCAGUGCAGAUAUUCACUUCUGCAUUUCAACCUUGUAUUUUGUCCAUAACCUUAAUCAUACUGUAUCUCAACAUUGGAACUGACUGUAAGCUGUUUAAUUAUCAUGUACAUACAAAAUAAAAAUGUUUAUAUACAUUUUCUCAUUUAUUGCAUGCAGGGUAGCCUAGUGGUUAGAGCGUUGGACUAGUAACCGGAAGGUUGUAAGUUCAAAUCCCCGACCUGACAAGGUCUGUCGUUCUGCCCCUGAACAGGCAGCUAACCCACUGUUCCUAGGCCGUCAUUGUAAAUAAGAAUUUGUUCUUAACUGACUUGCCUAGUUAAAUAAAGGUACAAUAAAAGUUUUUAAUUAUUCCUAUGGCCUGAUUCA